Messenger RNA from Caenorhabditis bovis, 294 nucleotides. NCBI's taxonomy places the organism in Eukaryota, Metazoa, Nematoda, Chromadorea, Rhabditida, Rhabditidae. The record is from the annotation of a GenBank genome assembly.
AUGAAAUUUGCAAUUGUAAUUCUUGCUGCGUUUGUGUUGCUUUUGGCUGAAGCAGCACCAUCAAAUAUGGACGAAAAGAGCCAUGUUCGAGCCAAAAGAUGGUAUCCAUAUGGUGGCUAUGGUGGAUAUGGCGGGUAUGGCGGGUACGGCUAUCGAGGUUAUGGCGGAUAUGGCGGAUAUGGUUAUCGAGGUUAUGGCGGUUAUGGCGGAUAUGGCGGAUAUCGUGGUGGCUAUUAUGGUGGAUAUCGUGGUGGUUACGGCGGCUAUGGUGGAUACGGUGGAUAUUAUGGAUAA